Columba livia (rock pigeon) is the source of this 1488-nucleotide messenger RNA. It is a transcript of the gene ATP6V0D2, whose product is annotated as ATPase H+ transporting V0 subunit d2. NCBI's taxonomy places the organism in Eukaryota, Metazoa, Chordata, Aves, Columbiformes, Columbidae. The transcript is spliced from 8 exons. Bases 155 to 1210 code for a protein of 351 amino acids. Gene Ontology annotation, molecular function: proton-transporting ATPase activity, rotational mechanism. Gene Ontology annotation, biological process: vacuolar transport; vacuolar acidification; proton transmembrane transport. Gene Ontology annotation, cellular component: early endosome; lysosomal membrane; proton-transporting V-type ATPase, V0 domain. The record is from RefSeq and is a predicted model, not a curated record.
AGAAACAGGAAGAAACCAGCUGGUGAAACACAAUCAUACGCUGGCAGGAAAUAUGUGACUAUUUGUCACUCCUUCCCCAGAGAAGAAAAACAGUAGGUGGCAAAUAUUCAGUACCAUCAAGUAUCCAGCAGAGAGAUUAAAACUCCUUUUCUCCAUGCCGGGGUACUCAGAGUUUUACUUCAAUGUGGACCAUGGCUACUUGGAGGGUCUGGUCCGAGGCUUCAAAGCCGGGAUCUUGACAAACGCAGACUAUGUCAACUUAGCAGAGUGCGAGACACUAGAAGAUUUGAAGUUACAUCUACAGACUACAGACUAUGGCAACUUCCUGGCUAAUGAAACUGGCCCUCUCACGAUUUCCACCAUUGAUGAUAAACUGAAAGCCAAACUUCUCACAGAAUUUCAUUACUUUAGAAACCAUGCUUUUGAACCACUUGCCACUUUUCUGAAUUUUAUCACAUACAGCUACAUGAUUGACAACGUAAUUCUUUUAAUAACUGGCACAUUACAUCAGCGGCCCAUAGCUGAACUUGUUCCCAAGUGCCAUCCACUGGGGAGUUUUGAGCAAAUGGAAGCAGUCAGCAUUGCCUCCAGCCCCACCGAGCUGUUCAAUGCCAUUUUGGUUGACACACCACUAGCUGCUUUCUUUCAAGACUGCUUGUCUGAAAACGACCUGGAUGAAAUGAACAUUGAAAUAAUGCGCAACAAACUGUACAAGUCUUAUCUUGAGGCAUUUUAUAAGUUUUGUGAAAAACAAGGUGGUACUACAGCAGAAAUAAUGAGACCUAUUCUUGAGUUUGAGGCAGACAGACGUGCUUUUAUCAUCACCAUCAAUUCAUUUGGCACUGAGCUGAGCAAAGAUGACCGAGAGAAGCUGUAUCCAACCUGUGGAAAACUGUAUCCAGAAGGCUUACACCUGUUGGCCAAUGCAGAUGACUACGAGCAAGUGAAGGCUGUUGCAGAUUGCUAUGCGGAAUACAAGGCUGUGUUUGAAGGUGUAGGGAGUGGCACUGGAGAAAAGACAUUGGAAGAUGCAUUUUUUGAACAUGAGGUAAAGCUGAAUGUGCUUGCAUUCAACAACCAGUUUCACUUCGGAGUAUUCUAUGCCUAUGUAAAGUUAAAGGAACAAGAAUGUAGGAAUAUUGUAUGGAUUGCUGAAUGCAUUUCUCAAAGACACAGAACAAAAAUUAACAAUUACAUUCCAAUUUUCUAAAUCUGAGAAUUUAUAAUCCUACAAUGCCCAAAAAUGAUCCAUUGUUUCAUAGAAAAGAAGAAAAAUCUUAUUUCAAAAGCUAACUCUUAUUAGAUGUUUUAAAUUGUAUUAAUGAUCCUCCUUAUAUACACCAGUGUAAGAAAAAGUAAUGUAAUUAGAGAUGCGAGUAGUUUAUAAGGAAAUAUUUAUGGGCUUAUUCAUAGUUUUUGAUGACAGAUUUGUUCCUCACUGUGUUGUUUUAAUUUAAUGGAUCAAUAAAAACUCCCUGUAAGGCCUCA